CACAGCCCUUGGGUACAGGACAGGCUGCCCCAGAGCCCCGCCCCAGGAGGUGGGGCAGGAGGCUCGGGACAGAGGGACCCAGACCUGUCGACCUGCUCUACUCGGGCCAGCUGCCACCGCCGCCCAUGGGGAACAGCCACUGUGUCCCUCAGGCCCCUAGGAGGCUCCGAGCCUCCUUUUCCAGAAAGCCCUCGUUGAAGGGAAAUAGAGAGGACGGCGCCCGGAAGCUGGUUGGCCUGUUUGGCACCGAGGCCAGUCCGGAUGGGGACACCACUGCCGACAAGAUCUUCCGCUACAUCCCUGGGACGAACAUCCCGACCCUGGAGAGCCAGCAAGAAAACCUGGAGCAGCCUUUCCUGAGUGUGUUCAAGGCAGGGCAGCGGAGGGCGCCCGUGAGGAGCCUGGGCAAGGUUGUGCACUACACCAAGGUCCAGCUGCGUCUCCAGCACAGCCAGGACAUCAGCGACUGCUAUCUGGAGCUCUUCCCCUCCCACCUCUACUUCCAGGCCCAUGGUUCCGAAGGACUCAUUUUCCAGGGGCUAUUACCACUGAUGGAGCUGAGCGUCUGCCCGCUCGAGGGAUCCAGAGAGCAUGCCUUCCAGAUCACAGGCCCGCUGCCCGCCCCCCUUCUCGUGCUCUGCCCCAGCCAGGCCGAGCUGGACCGCUGGCUCUACCACCUGGAGAAGCAGAUAGCCCUCGUGGGAGGGGUGCCGCGCUGCCACCCAGCACCCCCUCAGGGCCCUCCUGAGAACGAGCUCCCCUGGACUCUGCAGCACAGGCUGACCCCGCUGCGGACGGCGUCAGGGCUCCAGGUGGUGGGCACCGCCGUCUGUGCCUCAAGGGUCAAGCUGCAGCAUCUGCCCUCACAGGAGCAGUGGGACCGGCUCCUGGUCCUGUACCCGACCUCCCUGGCCAUUUUCUCCGAGGAAGCAGAUGGGCUUUGCUUUAAGGGGGAGCUCCCGCUCAGCGCCAUCCACAUCAACCUGGAGGAGAGGGACAAACAGAUCCGCUCUUUCCUGAUCGAAGGCCGUCUCAUCAACACCAUCCGUGUGGUGUGUGCCAGCUACGAGGACUAUGGCCACUGGCUGCUCUGCCUGCAGACGGUCUGCCGCGGGGCCAGGGCCUCCCCACCGCCCGGCCCCGAGAGCUUCCCGGGGCUGCAGGCGCCCCCACAGGUUGUGGGCAGUGGCCGAGGCUCACUCUCCUCUGACGGACGGACCAGCUGGGACUCGGGGUGCCCAGCAGCCGCCUCCAGCCGCUCCACGCCUGAGUCCGCCGCAGGCUGCCCUGCCCGGCCCGCACCGGAGCAAGCCAGCCCUGGCUGCACCAGCGUCGGUGGGCACAAGGCAAAGCUGAGACGGGCCGGCAGCAACCGAUCACCCAGGAGCAAGGCCCAGGGCGAGGGGCCCGGCCCAGCCAUCCCACUGCACCUGGACCUGACCAAGCUGAGGCUGGAGGAUGGCCCUGAGGCCCCAGACCAUUCUCUGGAGACACCGCACUCCCCGCUCUACGCUGACCCCUACACACCACCUGCCACUUCCCACCGCAGGGUCACAGACAUCCAGGACCUGGACAAGUUCCUCAGUGCGAUGCAGAGCUCGCUUGGACCUGAGCCCUCGAACCCAUUCCCCUUGGUCCCCGUGUCCGUGCCUGUCUCUGACCCCAGCUCUGGACUCUCCGGCCCCCACUUGCUCUCCGAGAAGGGAGUCCUGCAGGCCCGAGCCUCUCAGCGGCAUCGCGGCUCCAUCAAGGGCCGGGGGUCCCGGCCCCCAGGCUCCCCUCAGCUUACUUGUCAUUGGGGUCCCCAGGUCUCUCCUGCGAGGGAAGUUGCGCCCGAACCCCCGCCACCUCCCCCAGACGGCCGCCCCCCAAGGAGCUACGACAGUGUCUGGGACAAAGCUCUGUCACCUUCCCACCAGCGGUGGCCUCGAGCACCUGAGGCUGAAGGCGGGCUCGUCCAGUGGAUCUGACGGCCACCAGGAGGCUGCUUCUCGGGACCACCUGCCGGCAUCGACCCCGCAGGAGGGGCUGAAGCAGGGCCUGGGGCUUUUUAGUGGGGCCACAGGCACCCAGUAUCGAGUCAGGGUCUGACCCCAGCAGGUGGAGGGGGCCUCCAGAACCCUGAGUUACCCUGGGCUCUUGAGGGGUCAGGAGGGCCUCAUCCUCAGGACACCUUGGCCCAGGUGACUGGACGCCCAGAGGGGCCAAACCUCGGCCUGCCUCUCAGGGAAGGAAUGAGGGAGGGGACUCGGGGAAGGGGCUUCACCUGGGAGAGGGAGGAUGGCACAGGUGUAAAGGU
Messenger RNA from Balaenoptera musculus (blue whale), 2299 nucleotides. It is a transcript of the gene PLEKHN1, whose product is annotated as pleckstrin homology domain containing N1. Gene Ontology annotation, biological process: response to hypoxia; 3'-UTR-mediated mRNA destabilization; positive regulation of apoptotic process. Gene Ontology annotation, molecular function: phosphatidic acid binding; cardiolipin binding; phosphatidylserine binding. Bases 126 to 1970 code for a protein of 614 amino acids. The record is from RefSeq and is a predicted model, not a curated record. Gene Ontology annotation, cellular component: cytoskeleton; mitochondrial membrane. The transcript has 16 exons. NCBI's taxonomy places the organism in Eukaryota, Metazoa, Chordata, Mammalia, Artiodactyla, Balaenopteridae.